Perca flavescens (yellow perch) is the source of this 2768-nucleotide messenger RNA. RefSeq names its product transcription regulator protein BACH1. Gene Ontology annotation, biological process: regulation of transcription by RNA polymerase II. The record is from RefSeq and is a predicted model, not a curated record. Lineage: Eukaryota; Metazoa; Chordata; Actinopteri; Perciformes; Percidae. Bases 128 to 2125 code for a protein of 665 amino acids. The transcript is spliced from 5 exons. Gene Ontology annotation, molecular function: protein binding; DNA-binding transcription factor activity, RNA polymerase II-specific; RNA polymerase II cis-regulatory region sequence-specific DNA binding.
ACAGCUUUUCCGGUUUCACAUUGUCACAUGACGUGAGGAAUCGAUGGCCAGAAACUAACAUCUCUACCCAAAAUUUACCAAUGGCAGUGUUAUCAAGCUGACAUGGCAGGCUGAGCUUGUAAGAACCAUGCCGCUCCAAGAUCAUCGCAUGUCAGUGUUCACCUUUCAGUCUGCAGUGCACAGCGCCCAUGUUCUCCAGUGUCUGAAUGACCAGAGGCAGCGUGACGUCCUGUGUGAUGUGACGGUGGCGGUGGAAAACCAGAGUUUUCGGGCCCACUGCUCUGUCUUGGCUUCCUGCAGUGAAUACUUUCACAGCAGAGUUACCAGUGUCACCAGACAUAAUCCCAUCAUCACCUUGCCUGAUGAGGUGACCGUUGAGGGGUUUGAACCUUUGCUUCAAUUUGCCUACACCUCGAAGCUGCCUUUCACCAAAGAAAACAUUCACGCCAUUCACAGCAGUGCUGAGAUUUUAGGAUUCCAUAACUUGGAGUCAGCAUGCUUUGAUUUUCUCAUUCCAAAGUUUUCUGAAGGCAGAAGAACCUCACGGGAUGUCAGGCAUAGAGCCUGUUGUCUGAGUCAGAAUCCCAGUGCCAGUUUUGGCCCCAGCGUAGAGAGCAGCCAACCAAAAUCAUUUGAGUCACACAGCUCAGUGCCUUCAAGUGUUGAUGAACAGACAGAUUUCCCAUCACAGUGUCCUCAGAGUACACAGGGUCAGACCAACAGCGGGGAAGAACACUUCUGUUUGGAGAACUGCGGGCCACAAAUGGCCCCCUUAUCUCUGGAGUUAACAGCGAAUGGCGUGUGCCCCAUGUUGUCUUUGCCGUGCCCAGACUCUGAUAAAGCAGAUCAACCCUCUCAGUUCAGCGAAAGAGACAUUUUAGAGAUAGGAGAUGUGUGUAAUCAAAGUGAGUUGAGUUUGACAGACUGUGACUUACCCUGUGAGUUGUCAAGCCCAGGGGAUGGGAAUCCACCAGAACUCAUUGAGCCAGCAGGCAGAGAUGUUAAGCAGACUGUUGAGACGCUUCGUGCUGAAACCGACUGCAACCCCGGCUCAUGUCCGCUCGCAGCAGGGGCAGAAUGUUGCAGUGAGUUAUUAGAGCAGAGUAAGGCUGGCCGUGAACCCAAAAUGGAAGGUGAUCUCUCAGACCCUACACCAACUGAUCUAUGCCACGCAGAGGGAAUUGGGGAGAGGAGCAGUGAGGAGAGGGAGGUGGCUGAACAUCUGGCUAAGGGAUUUUGGUCUGACCUAUGCCCAUCUCAGGCUCAACCACCCCCCUUGGAGCCCAUGGACCAAAACAAUCUGGCAAAAGCAUCAGACUUUCAUUGGCUUAAGCAGCUGGACCUUAGCUCCAGUGUAGGAGACUGUCCCUUCCUCAGAGACUUUGGGUCAGGUGAUGACCCGGCCCCACGCACUGACAGCCUGUCCCAGUCAGAGAAGAGCCCCUACAUGUCCUCCUCGCUCAACUCUGGGGACGACUCUGACCUGGACACGGAUGGAGAUACUGAGGCCAACAACAAAAGAGCAGCAGAGAUUCAGCUCCCAUUCCCGGUGGAGCAGAUCUCAGCGCUGAGCCGGGGUGCCUUCCAGCAGCUUCUGAGACAACAUCAGCUGACUCAAGAUCAGCAGGAGUUUGUCCAUGACGUCCGUCGACGAAGCAAAAACCGUGUGGCUGCACAGCGCUGCCGAAAGAGGAAACUAGACAGCAUACACCAUCUAGAAUGUGAAAUCAAAAAAUUGAAAAGUCAGAAAGAGCGGCUGCUGCAGGAGCGAACUGAGUUGGAGCAAAACCUGGAGGAGACGAGGCAGAGUCUGUGCGGGUUAUGUAAGAGUGUCAGCAUCGAGUCUGGCUCUGAUCAGGACCACUUGGAGCUUCUUGCCAAGGUCUCCUCAUCAGACUCCCCCAUCUCCUCCCAUAGCCUUUUGGAUGAAGAUGAGGAGUCCCAGAUCACUAUUGAAAUGGUAAGUUGUUCUUCAGAGUGUGACCCGAGCAAGCCGCCUGCAUGCUCAGUUCAAACUGCUGCACCAGAGGCUGGCACACAGACAAAGGAGGCCGGCUCUCCACAGAGUUGCCCCGUUCCCGCAUCUCUGCUCAACGUCUGUCUGGACGUGAACAACAGCUUAUAAUUGGGACUCGGUUUCCAAUUUCUAAUCUUGCAGGCCCACGGAGCAGGGGAUGGACUCUUGAGUAUAUACUGUAAUCCUCUUUUGGGAUAGAUAUGCUUUCCUGUGUAUUUCACUGAAUGGUUUUCUGCCUUAUACAGGUAUCUUAAAGUGACAGAGUACUUUGCUGUGUUUCUAAUAUGCAUUUCACUGUAGUAAAUACACAAUCCAUUAUUCAACAGUUUGAAAGUGCACACAAUUUUCAGGUAAUUCCCAAAUGUUUUUCUCAGGGAAACUCAUAACCUGACUAUGUUUUGAUGGCUAACAUAAUUCUCGCUGCACACCCAUCCUAUGCACACACACACACACACACACACACACACACACACACACACACACACACACACACACACAGUUAUAAAAAUUAGAUCUUUCUUUAAUUUUAGGCUAAUUAGUCUAUCCUUAUAAUCUUAACACAUUCUGUAUUAUUUUACCACUAUGCUAUUACUUUAAUUCAAUAUGCAUAGCACUAACAUCUUUUACAGUAGAUAACAAGGAAUUGUUGCAGGUAACAUGAAUUCUCAACAGCAUUAUUUUAGGGCAUUUUUAGGCCUUUAUAUAUGCGUUUCCUUUUUAUUUUCAUGACUAUUUACAUUGUAGAUUCUCA